Messenger RNA from Vigna umbellata (rice bean), 576 nucleotides. It is a transcript of the gene BBX15, whose product is annotated as B-box type zinc finger protein with CCT domain-containing protein. Gene Ontology annotation, molecular function: zinc ion binding; protein binding. Gene Ontology annotation, biological process: regulation of DNA-templated transcription. Gene Ontology annotation, cellular component: nucleus. The record is from RefSeq and is a predicted model, not a curated record. Lineage: Eukaryota; Viridiplantae; Streptophyta; Magnoliopsida; Fabales; Fabaceae.
CUUCUCGAUGUCCGAACUUGCCUGAUUUGUCGCUGAUGUUGAGAAUUUACUGGUAUGGGACUUGAAAACGAGUGUGUAGGGGAUGGAGGGAUCUGGAGCUGAUUUAUGCGAAGAGAGGAUGAGUGUCUCAGUGGGUAGUUGGGAGGUGUUAAGGUGGAAGAGGAAGAGACCCUGAGAUGGAGAUGGAGAUGGAGAUGGUGGGAAGAGAUGUAUCGUUUGAGUUUAGCUUUGAUUACGAUACGUGUGAAGAGGUGAAGGAGAGGGUUUGUGAUUUGGAAUUGGGGAAGGAGAAUGAAGAAGAACCGAGAGAGAAUGAUGAGGUGAAAAAGAAGAAGAUAUCGUUGCAGCUUGAUUAUGAGGCAGUGAUUAUCGCCUGGGCUAGCCAAAAGUCUCCCUGGACCACUCCUGACAAGCCAAACUUAGACCCCGACCAGUGCUGGCACGAAUGCAUCGAAAGUUAUGGAAGGGGAAUUCACGAUUCUUAUGGUGAAGUGGGUGGAUUUGGGAUUCAUCCAGUGAUAAUUGAUGGAGGGGCAGAGUAGUUCAAGAGUGUCAAGGUACAGAGAAAGCGGCGAA